ACAGACUCUCAUCCCAACAUGGCAAGGUCCCAUUGGACACCGAAAUGAACUAGGCCAAACCCACUAGAACUCGCUCUCGCACCACUCCGAUGCCCCAAAACCCCUCACUCACCAUCGAAACCCAAACCCUAUCAGCACCGACUUCAGUCCCACUCGCUCCGAAUCUCCUCGCUCAUCGACUCGUAAGGAAAGGUCUGCCAGUGUAUUGAGAAUCAAUGAUGGGGCGUAAUAUAUCCAAUCAUUCAGAAUCUCCGGUUAGGGGUCGGGGGUCUCCUCAUAGAAGGAGUCCAACUAGGAGGAGCCCAUCUCGAAGAGAGAGAUCACCCACCCGUCAAAGGAGCUCACACAAGGUUAGAUCUCCAGAAAGAGAGAAACAUUCUGUUCAAGCUAAAUCUCCAAGGCAUGCGAGGUCGAGUUCUCCUGCUGCUCGCUCACCUUCUCCCAGGACAAAACGUUUGAGGAGAGCGCAAGCUGAAGCUGAAAAAGAGAGAGAAACUGAGAAAGCUCGCUUGCCUUCUCCUCGGACAAAGCAGUUGAGGAGAGCACAAGCUGAAAGAGAGGUUGAGAGAGAAACUGAGAGAGAGCAUGAAAAGAAUCACAGCAGGGGGAGUGACAGGGGGAAACAUAGGGAAAGGGGUUCCGAGAGGGAAACUGUGGGUGAGAGAAAAGAGAGAAGGCUGCCUAGGCAUGAUAAUGAGGUUGACAGAGAAACUGAGAGAGAGCAUGAAAAAAAUCAUGGCAAAGGUAGUGAUAAGGGGGCACAUAGGGAAAGGGUUUUUGAGAGGGAAAUUGGGAGCGAGAGAAAAGAGAGAAGGUCUGGUAGAGAUGAUACUAAGGUUGAGAGAGAAACGGAGAGAGAGCAUGAAAAUAAUAAUGGCCGGGGGAGUGAUAGGGGGACACAUAGGGAAAGGGGUUCUGAUUGGGAAGCUGGGACUGAGAGAAAAGAGAGAAGGUCGGGUAGAGAUGAUGAUGAUAGGAAAUCUUCUAGAUCAAGGCAUGAUCGGUCUACUUCUCCAUCAGAUCGUCAGCACAGGGGCAAACAUAGAUCUCUAUCUCCUCAACCAGCAGCUGAUACCAGAGCUCGUGACGAGGUGACAAAUGUAAGAGGAGCUGAAGGGCGGAAUAACGAGGAUGAUUCAAUAGCUAAGAUGAAGGCUGCUGAGGAGGCUCUGGAAGCAAAGGAAACGCAAAAACCAUCUUUUGAGCUCUCUGGAAAGCUUGCUGCAGAAACCAAUAGAGUCAGAGGUAUAACACUGCUGUUCACUGAACCCCCAGAUGCUCGAAAACCUGAGAUAAGAUGGCGGCUUUAUGUUUUCAAGGGUGGUGAAGUGCUAAAUGAGCCCCUUUAUAUACAUCGUCAAAGUUGUUAUCUUUUUGGGAGGGAAAGAAGGGUGGCAGACAUUCCUACGGACCACCCAUCCUGCAGCAAGCAACAUGCUGUCAUUCAAUUCCGACAAGUAGAGAAGGAGGAAGGCGAUGGUAAACUAACAAAGAAACCGAGAGUAUGUACUACUGCACGAGAACUCCGCCACGUGAUGGGACAUGUUGAUUCGUCGACGGACGGGAACUAUUUACAGCCCAUUUUUGCUGUAUUUUCUGUGGAUGCAAUUGAGUUUGAUUGUCUUUUUGCCGGUGUUGCCGAAAGGAAACAGUUCGAAUGUCUUAACUCAUACUUCUUUAUAUUGCACUAUGACCUCAUAAUUUAUUUGGCAUUUCUUCUCGCUUGAUUCUCGAGUCAAUAUCUCUAUUUUUUUUAUUCCUGAUUGUUUCAUGAGAAGACACGGUAAGAAGACUUUUGUGAAGGGCAGAGGGAUUAUUAGCUUCUCUCUCCAUUUUAAGAGAAUGAAAAUGAUCAAUUUUAUUGUUUGAAUUAAAUUUUAUAGAUCUAAUAUGAUGUGAUGUCACGCCAUUUAAAAUU
Alnus glutinosa is the source of this 1918-nucleotide messenger RNA. Its product is annotated as FHA domain-containing protein DDL. Gene Ontology annotation, molecular function: protein binding; mRNA binding. Gene Ontology annotation, cellular component: nucleus. Bases 216 to 1727 code for a protein of 503 amino acids. The record is from RefSeq and is a predicted model, not a curated record. NCBI's taxonomy places the organism in Eukaryota, Viridiplantae, Streptophyta, Magnoliopsida, Fagales, Betulaceae. The transcript has 9 exons.